AUGUGCUGCCAUCCUUCCAGACCUCGCCGAGCAGAAGGCGACAUCAAGACAGUUGACAUCUGCUACAACAAGGACCGAAAGGUUCGGCGCAGGGAGCCCAAGAGCCAGGACAUCCGCCUGAGGCCGCUGGUCAAGCUGUACAAGUUUCUGGCCAGACGAACCAACUCUACCUUCAACCAAGUUGUGCUGAAGCGGUUGUUCCUGACUCGCUACAACCGGCCGCCCCUGUCCCUUUUCCGGAUGAUCCGGAACAUGAAGCUUCCUGGCAGCGAAAACAGAACAGCUGUGGUUGUGGGGACCGUAACAGACGACAAGUGGAUUCAGGAGGUGCUCAAACUGAAGGUGUGUGAGCUGCGCGCGAGCAGCCACGUCUGGGGCUGCAUCCUCAAGGCCGGUGGCGAGACCCUCACCUUCGUUCAGCAGACCCUGGACUCCCCCCAGGACUGCGGCACCGUCCUGCUCUCCGGUACCCGCAAAGGCCGGGAGGUGUACAGGCAUUUCCGCAAGCCCCGCGGAACCCCGCACAGCCGUACCAAACCCUACGUCUGCUCCAAGAGCCGACCCGCAAGCCCCGGCUACAAAAACAAGCCCCAGAUCCUGCAGAGAUUAAAAAGGUUUUAG
This is a messenger RNA of Choloepus didactylus (southern two-toed sloth), 621 nucleotides long. Its product is annotated as ribosomal protein L18-like. The transcript has a single exon. Gene Ontology annotation, cellular component: ribosome; cytosolic large ribosomal subunit. The coding region runs from base 1 to 621 and encodes 206 amino acids. Gene Ontology annotation, biological process: translation. The record is from RefSeq and is a predicted model, not a curated record. NCBI's taxonomy places the organism in Eukaryota, Metazoa, Chordata, Mammalia, Pilosa, Megalonychidae. Gene Ontology annotation, molecular function: structural constituent of ribosome; RNA binding.